Messenger RNA from Vicia villosa (hairy vetch), 798 nucleotides. Its product is annotated as protein MAIN-LIKE 1-like. The record is from RefSeq and is a predicted model, not a curated record. The coding region runs from base 1 to 798 and encodes 265 amino acids. The transcript has 3 exons. NCBI's taxonomy places the organism in Eukaryota, Viridiplantae, Streptophyta, Magnoliopsida, Fabales, Fabaceae.
AUGGCAUUAGCUCGACACGAGCGUGAUGCUCAGUUAGUAGCGACAUGGCGACGGGGUCGAGUACGAGUACCCGUCCAAAUGGAUGAGGCGCCUGCAGGUUCCUCGUCAAAAUCUAGGAGUCGGAUGGCUCAGGCGUCUUCUUCCCGUGAGGAUGAGGAACGGGCGACCAUAAAAUUCAUGAACCAUGCGCAAAAAAUAUUUGAUCUGUUUAAACCACGGGCUCAGUGGUUUAAUGAUGUUGUAGUUAGGAGCAGGCUUGGUGGGUUAUGCAUGACCGGAUAUAGUACCAUUAGCCAUGGCAUGCAGGGGGCUUUUGUUGAACGGUGGCACAAGGAGACAUAUUCUUUCCACUUUCCUGUUAGGGAGUUGACGAUCACUUUACUCGAUGUGGCCUGUCUGCUCCACCUGCCGAUCAAAGGGAGGUUACUGGACCAUUCUCGGAUACAGAGGGUUAAGGCCAUAGAGUUGAUGGUGGACUAUCUUGGUAUGGAGCCAAACAUGGCGGAUUAUGAGUGCAAAGCGACGAGUGGGGCGCAUAUCCGAUUCUCCAACUUGAAAGAGCUUUAUGAGAACCACUUGGUGGCGGCAGCGGAGUCCAAGCAAGAGGGUGACAGGAUUUUUACUGAGUAUCACCAUGGUUGCGCUCUGCGGUGUUGGUUCAUGUUCUUGGUAGGCAGUGCUCUCUUUAUGGACAAAAGUGUAACCUACGCCGACAUGACUUAUCUUCGGUACUUUAUUGAUCUGACUACAGUUCACGAGUGGAACUGGGGGGCCGCCAGUAUGGGCUGGAUCAUCUGA